Molecule: messenger RNA, 861 nt
Organism: Neoarthrinium moseri
Lineage: Eukaryota; Fungi; Ascomycota; Sordariomycetes; Amphisphaeriales; Apiosporaceae
Exons: 3
Coding region: 1-861 (286 amino acids)
Source: RefSeq, a predicted model, not a curated record
AUGUUCCACUCAUCCAUGCUCCUGGCCGGGCUCCUGGCCGCGACCGCGUCCGCGCGUCCCGCCGCGCCCAAUGCCGAUAUCAAGUGCCCGGUGGUGCUCUCGGGCCAGGUGCCCACGGCGACACAGCUGACGGACUUCGACUCAUACGCCACGAGCAAGGUGUUCAACCCGGACUACGUCCGGGCCAGCAGCAUCCCCUGGUCCAAGAGUCUGCUGUUCCCGGCCGUGGCCAACUCGCGUUUCGACAACUCGAGCUACAAGUCGCUUGAGGUCACCAUCAGCGAGAAGUCCAUCUUCCAGACCCAGAACGGGUUCCGUCGCGCCGGUCUCCAGAUCAUGGGCGACACGAAUGAGGGCGGGCCCGGCACGACUGGCGUGCGCACGCUGCACUGGAGCGUCAAGCAGGACGCGGCGCGGAAGCUCAAUCUGACGCAUGAGUAUCUGAAUGUGUGGCACGAGACAUCGGACUACAGUGCCAACCAAUUCAACUUUGAAAUGGGCACUCUGAUCGGCAAGUCCGGCGACAAGAACACGUUCAAAGUCACCAACCGACAGAACAAUGUCAUCUGGUCGACGGCCAUCGACAACACGGCCUGGCAGAACUUCGCCGUGACACUAGACUACAAUAAGAACACCCUGCAAGUCUACUACUCGAAGGGGGACGAUGCCCUCAAGUCCGUUACUUCGGCGCUGUCAAAUGACAACUCUGGUGGCGGCCAGUUCCAAAUCGGUAUCCUGAAGAAGCCGACUGGGACCUCAGACGUUGUCAACUCCGGAUACCAAGAGUCGCCUAUCAACGAAGGGCAGAUAUAUGGUGGCAUUUUCCUCGAGGACAGUGCGAAUGGAUGUAUUUCGCUCUAA